AUGUCGAUGGUACCAGCUGCACGCCGUGGGUGUAUCAUGGGUGUUCGGUUUCCCCGUACUGAAGCAGAGUUGAUCAACUUUCUGAAAAGGUUCCUAAAGGGCGAGCUUUUGCCGAGUGAAUGCCCUAAUUUCCAACUUGCCGAUAUCUAUGGAGACCAACCACCAUGGCAGAUAUUUGCAGCUUCUGAUCAUCCCGAAGAGAAGGUUCGCUAUAUUUUUACUCGGUUGAAGAAGCAGAAGAGCGAACAUACAAGGGUUCGUCGAACUUGCGCCAACGGGACAUGGAAAGGCCAAACCGGUAUUUUUCCUAUCAAGAAUGGUAAGGGAACUGUGGUUGGGUUUAGAAGAUGUUUCAAGUUUCAAACUAGUAGUAAAGAAGGAGAGCACAAUAAAGAUUGGCUGAUGAAAGAAUAUUCCGUCGGGGAUGAUUUCUUCAAAGAAAACAAUAUUCCUAAAGAGGAUAUUGUAGUGUGCCGAAUCAAGAAGAAUAUAAGAGCUGAGAAAAAUCAUGGGGUAACUAUGGAGGAACAAGUUGCUCCAAAAGUAAUCGAAGCUAUGUUGCAUGGACCUGAUGAAGUUUACGGCACAACAGUACUACAACCAGAAACAACUUGUGAAGCAGCUGAACAUCAAGUUAUGGACGAGACUCAAAAGAUGAAUGAACAGAAUAAUAAUAAUAGCAGCAAUACUAAUGACUGCUCCAACUACCAACAGGAGAUUAAUUGGGCUGAUGAUCUGCUCAUAGGUAUUGGCGACUUUGGAGAUAUAAUCUGGUGA
Molecule: messenger RNA, 777 nt
Organism: Nicotiana attenuata
Lineage: Eukaryota; Viridiplantae; Streptophyta; Magnoliopsida; Solanales; Solanaceae
Product: NAC domain-containing protein 78-like
Exons: 1
Coding region: 1-777 (258 amino acids)
Biological process (GO): regulation of DNA-templated transcription
Molecular function (GO): DNA binding
Source: RefSeq, a predicted model, not a curated record